GUUCUCUUCGUAGCCCCUUAGACCUGGUUUUUUUAAGUUAUAAAAGAGGCGCCACGAAAGCUUUCCAGAUCCCAAGCUCGGGGAUGCGGCGCGCGCCUGGCCGGCUCCAUCUCCGGGAAAAUCCUUGCAGGAGCCUCCUGUGAAUCGCUCUCUUUCCUUCCACCACCAGCCUCCGGGAAGCCGAGCCUUUGUUGGUCUCCUGUCGUCAAAGGAAGCGAUGCCAGAAGUUCUUUCGAGCAAUGAUCCUCUUGCAGCAAGCUGGAUUUCCUCCUGCUCCUCCUGAGAAGCUCCCAUCGCUUCCUAUGUCAGUGGGCACCAGGCCUGCAGCCAACUUGCGACUAUCCCCACAGAAACCUCUUGGACUGGGGUCGUCCUUGUCACUCGCGCAAGAUGAGGAACUUGCUACAGGGGUGGAGCAGGACCCUGUGCUGGAGGAACUUUGUAAGCCUUUGUGCUGCAGGCUUUGUAACGUCACGCUGAAUUCUGCACAGCAAGCCCAGGCUCAUUACCAGGGUAAAAACCAUAGUAAGAAACUUCGGAAUUACUAUGCUGCCAACAGCUGUCCAGCUCCUGCCAGGAUGAGCAGCUCCCUUGAGCCACCCACCCAACCGGUGGUUUCCCUUCCACCCCAGGGCGCUUCCUCAAAACCAGGAGGGCGGGUGAUCCUGGCCACGGAAAACGACUACUGCAAAUUGUGUGAUGCUUCGUUCAGUUCGCCGGCUGUGGCCCAGGCUCACUACCAAGGGAAGAAUCACGCCAAGAGGCUGCGCCUGGCCGAAGCUCAGAACAAUGCAUUAUUGGAGUCAUCAGAAGUGGUUGGAAAAAGGAAGAUGCGGAAAGUAGGGAACGAAUACAAGAUGAUGCAGAGCAGACGAAACAUCUAUGCCGUCCAGAGUAACACAGGCCCUUAUUUCAACCCUCGCUCCCGCCAGCGGAUCCCACGCGACCUCGCCAUGUGCGUCACCCCCAGCGGCCAGUUCUACUGCUCCAUGUGCAACGCCGGCGCCAGCGAGGAGGCCGAGUUCCGGCAGCACCUGGAGAGCAAGCAGCACAAGAGCAAAGUGUCUGAGCAGCGCUACAAGAACGAGAUGGAGAACCUUGGCUACGUACAAUGAGAUGGCGAUUCCCGCUGGCUCCUCCCUUCC
Molecule: messenger RNA, 1145 nt
Organism: Lacerta agilis (Sand lizard)
Lineage: Eukaryota; Metazoa; Chordata; Lepidosauria; Squamata; Lacertidae
Gene: ZMAT3
Product: zinc finger matrin-type 3
Exons: 6
Coding region: 240-1115 (291 amino acids)
Molecular function (GO): nucleic acid binding; zinc ion binding
Source: RefSeq, a predicted model, not a curated record